UUUGCAGGUACGAUGGCUCGUGUCUUCGUCUACGGCACGCUGAAGAAGGGCCAGCCCAACUACAAGCACAUGAUCAAUACAGCCAAGGGGCUAGCGAAAUUCCAGGGAAGGGGCCGCACGGUGGAGAAGUACCCGCUAGUGAUUGCAGGAAAAUACAACGUCCCUUACAUGCUGAACAUCCCGGGGACAGGACACCACGUUGCUGGAGAGAUUUACUCGGUUGAUGACCAGAUGCUGCAGUUCCUGGAUGAGUUUGAAGGCUGCCCAGACAUGUACCAGCGUACCCUGAUGAGAAUCGAGGUGGUGGAGUGGGAAGGGAAGGGCGGCGCGGGCGAGGCGCGGGCAGCUGCCGAGGGCAUCGUGGAGUGCUUCGUGUACAGCACGACGACGUACCCGCCCGAGUGGGUUGGCCUCCCCUACCAUGACAGUUACGACUCCUCGGGGAAACACGGCCUCUCCUACGUCCUACGCGAAAGCCGGGAUUAGAAACGGGAGACGACGCAGCCUGGCCGAAGACGUAGUACUAAGCACGUGUCGAUUGGUAACCCUUCCAGGAAAGCUGUAAUACCUUUUAAUUAAGAAACAGGUAACCCUCCCAACCCAGGAGCCUUGGCGCUAGUGUUGAAGUCUUGUAGGCCCAGAGAUGGGGACUUGUCCCUGGCUAGUCCGUGUCCUCCUCGCCCCCGCUAACUUGCUGACAGUAACUGGGUUUGCAUGAGGUGUAAAAGAACUCUUAUCUGUGCACAUUGGUUUGGGGGUCUAAUUAUUUUCU
Haliaeetus leucocephalus (bald eagle) is the source of this 772-nucleotide messenger RNA. It is a transcript of the gene GGACT, whose product is annotated as gamma-glutamylamine cyclotransferase. The transcript has a single exon. Bases 13 to 486 code for a protein of 157 amino acids. The record is from RefSeq and is a predicted model, not a curated record. Lineage: Eukaryota; Metazoa; Chordata; Aves; Accipitriformes; Accipitridae. Gene Ontology annotation, molecular function: gamma-glutamylaminecyclotransferase activity.